Messenger RNA from Neocloeon triangulifer, 5128 nucleotides. It is a transcript of the gene Ptp69D, whose product is annotated as tyrosine-protein phosphatase 69D. Gene Ontology annotation, biological process: protein dephosphorylation. The coding region runs from base 291 to 4538 and encodes 1415 amino acids. The record is from RefSeq and is a predicted model, not a curated record. Gene Ontology annotation, molecular function: protein binding; protein tyrosine phosphatase activity. Lineage: Eukaryota; Metazoa; Arthropoda; Insecta; Ephemeroptera; Baetidae. The transcript has 20 exons.
CAACAUCCUCGACCCUCGCCUUUGAAAAAAAGGAAAUUAAUGGCGAAAUAUUGGCUCAAAUGAAAAUGAGAAAUUGAUAGGACGAAAUAGAGAAUCGGAUGGUUGUUGAGGGGCGAAGCAGCGCCGAAUUCGCCGAACCCCGAUCGUCCGCCGAGCCGCCGACCACGCGAAUCGACCCUCAACCGGCCCCGAGUGAUUCGCACGCCGAAAUGGGCCCGCCCGCCGACGGCUGUGCCGAUUAGAGCGAGGGUCGUCGAGUCGCCGGCUCUCUCUCCGCCCUGUCAGGCGCCAUGUUGAGCAGGCCAGCCCUUAAAGGGCUUCUCUGGCCGCUGGCCCUCCUGGCCUUCCUCUUGUUCCCAGCCUCAGCAGACUCGGACACUUUCGAGCAGGACAUUCACUUCAAAGCGGCUGAGCCAGUGACUCUGGGCAGCAACGCAACCUUCAUCUGCACCACCUACGAACCUGAGUCUGAACUCGCAUGGGAAAGGGGUGAAGAUGGUCCUGAGCUCCAGUCGAACAAAAAGCACAUUAUUAUCAACGACUUCAAUGAAGAGGAGCCAAAGCGGUCGACCGUCCUGACGAUCACCAAGGUUUCCUUCGAGGACGAGGGCAAGUACGUCUGCAGAUCAAAGUUGGACAACCAAACUCGAAUUGGAAACCUGACCGUAUUUGUGGAGCCCGUCAUCCUGGUUGACGCUGUGGUCAAGGUCAGGGCCAACGAAACUGCCAAACUGGCGUGUCACAUCAAGGGCUACCCUAUUUACUUCGUCCAAUGGCGCCUUGACGGACUUGAAGAAAUUUUAAAUGGCUCAGAAGUGACGCAGCAAAACAAGACGCACUGGACCUCUCAUUUGAAUGUGGCAUCUCGGGCCAAAGGGUCUGACAAUGGCACUUACCUUUGCGAGGCUGGAACCCUGAACAACCAAGUUGCCUCAUCUCCUGUUACCUUACUGGUGCUAGACAAGCCUCAUUUGGCAUUUUCGCAUGUCAAGGCAAUCGGAAGCAAGCGAAUUUUUGUCAACUGGACCGUGAACCACGGCAACAUGCCAAUCGAGACGUACCACUUGAAGUACACCCAGGCUGAAGACAAAGGCUGGCAAUAUGCUAGCAAGAAGGUCGAGGUCAACGACACAAGUUUUGUGCUGGACGGUCUAGAGCCUAACAAGCCCUACCGCAUCCAGCUUGAGGCCAAGAACAGCAUUGGCCACGGUUUUGCUCACUUCCGAUCUCCAAUCAAAACUCUCAAAGAGGAUCCUGUUUUCGUUCCGGACGCUUCCGUUUCGGGGAACGGGGGUACCUCCCUUACUCUCAAGUGGAACUCGCCACCGCAAAAAAUGCAAGACUUCAUUCACUAUUACAAAGUGGAGUUAAUGAAUGAAAAAGUGAACAUGAUGGCGGUCAAGAUGGCUGAACACAGCAGUCAACACAUCUUCCACAUGCUGCAGAACCUCGAGCCGGCCACCACUUACUCUCUCAGGGUAGCAGCGUGCAGCGAGUACACGAAAGAAUGCUUUGACUGGUCGAAACUGGUUGAGGGCAAAACUAUGGACUUGCCUCCUGGGCCAGUGUCGGACUUGACAGUGUCCUGCAAACACGACAACGUCAGCAAGAGCAGCGUUGUCUUUGUGUCUUGGGCAGAACCAAAAGAUCCUCGUGGCAACAUCACCAGAUACUAUCUGGAAAUCCAGGGUUCAGCCACAUUUUUAAACGAGCGGGGUAUUAUAGUAAGUGACACGUUUGGACCAAAGUCUAAGAGCGUUGAGCGAAAGGAUGCCACAUUCGAAAAUUUACCUUCGAACACAAACUAUUCGGUGAAGGUUGUGGGUGUCAAUACGUACCGAAUGAGAGGUGACGAGGCCAAGAUGGAGUGCCAGAUGCCACCGACGGUUCCUGACAAAGACAAGACGACGUCCUUUAACUGGGGUGUCAUUGAGGACGGAAAGUUUGGCUACGUGCUACAGCUCUUUACUUCAAGGAUCACUGAACGCAAUGGUGCCAUUUGCUGCUACAGGGUCAUUGUGGUCAAACUUGGAGCUAACGAGAAGGUUGUUGAUCUGCCACCUCCUGAAAACACAGUUCUUUCCUCAUAUGACGAGGUCCGUCUGAGUGAGAGGGGUGGUGCUUAUGUGGCUGAGGCGGUAGACAGCGGCUCCCUGAAGCCAUCCACCUUCAUUGGCGACGGAAGUCUGAAGAGCGCUGAUGGUGAAAUGAUGUGUCGAGCGUGCUUCCGUGAACCAGAAGUCAUUCCCGAAACCACCACCGUUCCGCCUGCGCCGUCACCAAACAACACAACCUCGCCACUGCUUUCUGCCCUGGUUGGCAAGAAAGAGAGGGUAGUCACCAUUGCUGAACUCUUUCCUACACAUGUCCAGGAUGGUCCGCUUGACAUCGACAGUCAGUACACAGGGUUCAUGCAAAUCAUAGUCCACGGCCCAGACAACACAAUGCUGCAGACUUUCAGCAAUUACUUCACUGCAAUUCGGCCCAACAGCCAUGUGAUUGUGGCUGACACACAUACGGACAUACUUUCGUUAGCCCUGAACAUCACAAUGGCAUUGCUAGUCUUGGUGCUAAUCCUGCUGCUCUCCAUUUGUCUAGUCACCAGAUACUCGAAGAGCAUUGCCGACCAGCAGGGUGUCGAGCUCUCACUUCGAGAGUCAUUCAGAGCCGUGUUGUGUAACAAGGGCUACUCAGAAGUCGAGAUGGUGUGUGGCAGGCAUUUGUGCCAGAGUCUUCGUUCGGGCGGCGGCAACGGACGCGUGCCGGUCAUCAGCAACCCUCCGGACAUGACGCCCAUUCUGCGUGAUGACAUGCCAUCGGCAUAUCAGGAAAGGCACAAGGAUUCAGACUAUGGAUUCCAACAUGAGUUUGAGCUCUUACCAGACCGUUUCUCGGAUCGUACAACCAAGGCCUCGGAAUCGCGUGAAAAUCUGUAUAAAAAUCGGUAUCCAGACAUCAAGUCGUACGACCAGACGAGAGUCAAACUGGCGCAGGUGGAAGGCGUGACUGGCUCGGACUACAUCAACGCCAAUUUUGUUAUCGGCUACAAGGAGAGGAAAAAGUUCAUUUGCGCGCAGGGACCCAUGGAGAACACGGUCAGUGACUUCUGGAAGAUGAUUUGGGAGCAGCAUUUGGAACUGGUGCUCAUGUUGACCAACCUCGAGGAGUACAGCAAGACCAAGUGCUACAAGUACUGGCCCGACGAAGGGGAAAAGGUUUUCGGAGACAUCACCGUUGUCCAUGUUCAAGAAAAGAGAUACUCUGAUUACAUUGUGCGUGAGCUGAAAAUUAACCAGGGGAGUGAGGAAGGUGACGAGCGCAGCAUUGUGCAGUACCAUUACUUGGCCUGGAAGGAUUUCAUGGCGCCGGAGCAUCCGAACGGCAUCCUCAAGUUCAUCAAGAGGAUGAAUGAGGUGUACUCGCUGGAGAAGGGACCCAUUUUGAUCCACUGCAGUGCUGGGGUCGGCCGCACCGGCACUCUGGUCGCACUCGACUCGCUGCUGCAGCAGAUCCAGGAGGAGGGAGAGGUGUCCGUGUUCAACACGGUGUGCGAUCUGCGCCACCAACGCAACUUCCUCGUCCAGAACCUCAAGCAGUACAUCUUUGUGUACCGAGCGCUGGUCGAGUUCUCGCAGUUCGGCGACACCGAGUGCAAGGUGACCAAGUUCAAGGUUGAACUGGAGAAGAAAAAGGUUGUCGAGACUGGCAAGACCAAGUGUCCUCUUGAGGAAGAAUAUGAGAAGGUGCAGCGUUUGAACGAAGAGCCAAAGGUGUGCACCAUCGCCAGCGGUGAGGAAAACAAAUCAAAAAAUCGUUCCGAGACAAUUCUGCCAUACGACCGGAACAGAGUCAUCCUAACACCCAUGCCAGCUCGUGAGCACUCAACCUACAUUAAUGCAUCAUUCAUCGAGGGCUAUGACAACUCGGAGUCAUUCAUCAUCACGCAGGACCCUCUGGAGGGGACGAUCGCUGACUUUUGGCGCAUGCUUUCCGAGCAGGGCAUUUCAACGCUAGUGAUGCUGUCGGACCUGAAGGAAGGCACCACCAAGUGUCCUCGCUACUGGCCCGACGACGAAAUCAGCCACAACCACAUUAAAGUCAAGUACAGUCAGAGUGAAAGUGGCCCUUAUUUCACCAAGAGGGAGUUCAACGUCACUAAUUGCAAGACUGACGAGAGUAUAAAUGUGACCCAAUUUCAAUACAACGGCUGGCCCACUGCGGAUGGUGAAAUGCCUUCCGUCGCCAGGGGGUUGACUGACCUUGUUGAUCACGUUCUGUCUCACCACGAAGCCGAUGGUAGUUCUGGACCCAUUGCUGUCCACUGCCACCUUGGUGUGGAUCGAAGUGCAAUUUUUGUUGCCCUGGCCAUCCUGAUCCAGCAAAUUCAAACUGAGAAGAGAGUGGACAUUUUGUCUGUCGUCCGAAAACUUCGUUGCCAAAGACAGGGCAUGCUUGAUAGCUAUGCCCAGUACGAAUUUUUGCACCGAGCUGUAAUGACGUACAUCGACCUGCACCACCUAGCCGCUGAGGACACCUAAGUCUGUGCAGCUUACCCCGAACUGAUGUGUUCCUGGUCGGAAUGAGAAGAAAAAGCAAACGGUGCAAAAAUCAAAAGGAAGCGGCGUGCAAGGCCGGCAUUUUUAAUGCAUUUUUUACGUACUGGAUAAGAAUACAAUUUGACAGAAGCUAAAAUAGAGCAUUGUGUAUAAAAAGAAACAAUGAAACACUGUCUCCUGUGUAUAUUGCGUAUAAUAAUAGGCAGUGACGUGUCUGUCUCAUCUCGAUUAAAUAAUAUUCCGACUUGCUUUUUGGCACUUCGAUUUUGAUACUUUGUGAUUCCAGGUAAGAUAAUAUACAUAUAUAAUUAUAUUUGUAUGAUUUAACAUGACAAACCAAUACCUACUGUCUGUCAAUGACUACCCAUGUGGCAUUUUUCUAAUGUUAAUACUUUACAAAGACUCAGUCAGAUUUUGAGACUUUUGUCGCUUGAACUGAGCGGCAAGCUUUUUUACGCAUUUUCCGUUUCGGUCUCAAACAAUUGUGUUUCUCGAGAUGGCCAUUCAAAUUGUUUGCACACGAUCAUGUGUGCUGAACUUGUCUACUCAAAUAAAGUAAGCUUACACUUCAA